This is a messenger RNA of Phytophthora sojae, 396 nucleotides long. RefSeq lists its product as hypothetical. Lineage: Eukaryota; Oomycota; Peronosporomycetes; Peronosporales; Peronosporaceae. The transcript has a single exon. The coding region runs from base 1 to 396 and encodes 131 amino acids. The record is from RefSeq and is a predicted model, not a curated record.
AUGUCUGACGCCCUCUUUGCCCCCAAACGCUCCAACAGCAAGUUGCCGAAGCAAGUAUCGGCGUUCUACUUCAAACCGCUGCUGACCAAGGACGGCAAACCUAUCGGUCUGCAGGCCUACAAGGCCUGCUACAAAACACGCAAGCACAUGUCCAAAACGGGAUACACGAACCUCGUGGCGCAGAGCGGUCUGACCACUUCGGUUUCGAGGCCGAGAUGGAGGCGGCUAGCGCCGUUGCCACGGGCACUUUGCCGCCGUGGGUACGCCAGAAGACGACUAACUGCUACGCAUGGCUGCUCUGGAUCGGGUCGGGAAACCUCCCGUUUUCCUUCAUCGAGAUGGAGACGACGAGACGGUAAAAGGUUGUUUUUUAUUUGUUAUGGUAAUUCUGCCUAA